AUGUUUGUUCAAUUAUGUGGUGGAAAAAUAAUGAUCAUGGGAGGAGAUUUUCGCCAGGUGCUUCCUGUUAUUGAAAAAGGAAGUAGAGGACAAAUGAUUUCAGCGUGUAUUGUUAGGUCCCAAUUAUGGGCCACCACAAAGAUCCUACACUUGCGCCAAAAUAUGCGAUCAAUUCAUGACCACGAGUUUGCACAGUUUCUGAUGAGGAUUGGAGAUGGCAAUGAACCUGCUAAAGAGGAUGACAUGGUCAAGAUGCCUGCUGAAAUUGUAAUACCAUGGGAAGGAGAAAGCUCCAUAAAAAAACUUAUACAACAUACAUUUCCCCAAUUAGAAAAUCAUGGAUGGGAUGCUUCAUAUAUGAUGGAGAGAGCCAUACUUACUCCCAAAAAUUGUGAUGUACAUAUGUUGAAUGACAUGAUUAUUAAUAAGUUCCUCGGAGAUGAACAUAUUUUGUUAUCUUUUGAUGAGGUUGAGGGUGAUACUCAUAAUCUAUAUCAACAGGAAUACUUACACACAAUUGCUCCUGGUACUUUACCACCACAUAUUUUAAAGAUAAAAAUAGGGGCUCCUCUGAUGUUAUUGCGUAACAUAGACCCUAAAUUUGGGUUGUGUAAUGGGACAAGAUUGUUAUGUCGUGGUUUUUUUAUGAAUUUGCUUGAUGUUGAAAUACUUACAAGCCACAACGCUGGAAAAAGAGCUUUCUUGCCAAGAAUUAAGCUCAAAACCACUGAUGGUGCAGGACUUCCUUUUGUGCUUAUUAGAAAACAGUUUCCUGUCAAACUAAGUUUUGCAAUCACUAUAAAUAAAUCACAAGGACAAACAAUUCCAAAUGUCGGAAUUUAUCUUCCACGAUAUGUUUUCAGUCACGGACAAUUGUAUGUUGCUUUAUCAAGAGGUGUUUCGCGGGCUGCAACAAGAGUGCUAAUUAAAGACGGAAAAGUAGAGGGGGAAGAAGGGGAUUUUACCAAAAAUAUAGUUUUUAAAGAAAUUUUGUUGUCACAACCUCAGGUAUUUAUCCAUUAUGUUUAA
Messenger RNA from Lathyrus oleraceus (garden pea), 1029 nucleotides. RefSeq lists its product as uncharacterized. Lineage: Eukaryota; Viridiplantae; Streptophyta; Magnoliopsida; Fabales; Fabaceae. The record is from RefSeq and is a predicted model, not a curated record. Bases 1 to 1029 code for a protein of 342 amino acids. Gene Ontology annotation, molecular function: DNA helicase activity. The transcript has a single exon. Gene Ontology annotation, biological process: telomere maintenance; DNA repair.